Astyanax mexicanus (Mexican tetra) is the source of this 5324-nucleotide messenger RNA. RefSeq lists its product as uncharacterized. Lineage: Eukaryota; Metazoa; Chordata; Actinopteri; Characiformes; Acestrorhamphidae. The transcript is spliced from 8 exons. The record is from RefSeq and is a predicted model, not a curated record. The coding region runs from base 2691 to 3281 and encodes 196 amino acids.
UUAAAAUGGAGUUAUUUUCAGAAGUCUCUGCCUAUUUAUAAAAGCAACAGACGUAGUUCAUUUGUUAGAGUUCAUUUGUAACAUUCUAACAUUUAAGGGGUUUUAAUCACAAAUUGCAGCCAAUGGCUACUUUCCUUACUGAGCAGUUGGCAACACUAUUCUCCAACCCGUCCCUUCCAGCCAGCCUUUCUCCUUCCUUUACUCCGUCAAUUCUCUCCCCGCCUCCUCUCUCGCCGUUUCUCACCGGGCUGCAGCACCCGCUCAGCUCCUUGCUGGAGCUUCAUAACCUUCAUUCUCCAUCUACAGCGCCGCCCCCUCUCAGCUCGCGCUGCGGUUCAUCUCCAACACUGGAACCCUGCUACAUUCCAAGACGCCCCGGACCUGGAACUUCAUUGACGUGUGUUUGCAGGACGAAGCUCCCCAUCCCGCGAUGGGCCUGGCUGUCUAAGGCUGACGUGGUUUCGGCUUUCAAAAUCCUCCCUCUCCAUCCUGACUCCUGGCGCCUUUUCAGAGUCCGUUUUUCAGUUCACCUUGCUUUCGGGUGCAAAGUAACCCCAAGCUUCGACUCCUUUGCUAAGGCGCUCUGCUGGAUUUGCUUAACACGGCCCCAGUUCGUGCUCCACCUCCUGGGUAACUUCGUCAUCGGUCCUCCUUCCUCGCCCCUCUCGAUGGGUCUUGAAGCCAUGACCAGCGCUUUCACUCGCCUCCGUGCCCCGCCGUCGGAGAACUCCGUUGGUCCCUCCACAUCUCUCGAGUUUCUUGGGAUCUUUCUGGACUCCGCCUCCUUUCAAGUCUCCCCGCCCGUACCUAGCACCGUCUUUCCCCCCUCGGCCACUUUAUUCACAACCCAAAAUCGAACCCAGGGUCGUUCUUUCAUUUCCCGCCUCCUCCGCUUGGCUUUUUCGUCCGAGCCCUCCACCAUUCGUUAUGCUCAACUGAUACUGCACGUCAGAGCUCCAUUUCUGGCUGUGCCUCCUCUGCAAUCGAACGGGUUUUUCUUCUAUGCCAACGCAGCUUCCAGCUCUUUUGAUAUUAAGCUAUUCACAGAUGCCGCUCCUUCCUCUGGUCGCUUCUGCUUGGCCGGAGAACUUCAUCUGCUCCGCCGCGCGAUUCUUCUGCGCUCUCUGGACUUAUAUGCGGUCCUCGUCGCUGCCCUCCUUUGGGGACAUGAAUGGUCAAAAUCUAUUCUACUCCACUCUGAUCAAUCUCGCCGCAGUCCACAUCAAAAAAAAAAAAAAUAAUUGCUCCAAAUCGCUAGAAAUCUUGCCUUUUAUCCGUCGUCUCACUUGGCACUCCAUUAAGCAUCAGUUCACCACUAAAGCUGUUCACACCUCAGGUCCAUUUAAUUCUAUCGCUUCUAUUCUAUUCUUUUUCGUUUUCGGUUACAGAAAUUCAGAUCCUUGGCUCCGCAUGCAAAUGCAACCCAACCUCGGUACCUUCAUUUUCACAAACUACACUUCACCUAACCCCCGUGUAAACGAACUGAUCUUCCAAGCUCAACAAACCAUCCUUUCAGCCGUCCUUCUACUUAGAUUCCUCAGAUGCUCAGAAUUUACUUCCCUUAAAAUCUCCCACAACUCCUUCUCAGCCCCUAAUUUCAGAUCUCAUCAUCCUUGACUCAGAUACCCUUACCUUCAAGAAUGAAGCAAACGGACCAAAUUGGCAAAAACCACGAUCCUCUAUCUAUUCAAACUUGACUCAGCCCGUACGAACCACUCGUCCACCACUUAAUCUCUGCCUCUUUCAACAAGCAUCACCUUUAGAUCCUCUGUUCACAACGGAAUCUAGUAGUAUAAUCUCAAAGCACUGGUUCCAACACAUCUCCGUCGCAUCCUUUCUCCCAGUAGUUACUCACCAGAUCAAUUCUCCGCCCACUCAGUUUACAUCGUGCAGCAUCCAACGCGUCCAGACAAGGAAUCUCCGAGCACACGAUCAAGCUCCACGGCCGGUGGUCUUCCCAAGCUUAUAACCUAUACAUCCGUUCUCAACCAGACGGUUUGAGACAGGCUCAUUCCAAACUAGCUUCCACACAAGCUCCAAUUUUGGGGAUAUAACUGCACGCUUCGUCAAGCACGCAGUUCAGAACUCCAGCCCAAAUUUCCCUGAGUUCCCUCCCCUUUUUCCUUCUUCUUUCUCUACUUCUUUAGGCGUGGUCCGCACUUAGCAAACAGAGAAUAACGCUUUGUAAUGUGGACGAAAACAGGCAAUACACGGUGUGUGUGUGUGUGUGUGUGAGCAGUCCUUAUACAACAGGUAAUCAGUAUUCAGGACUUCCUGGCCGGGGCAGGUGAGGUGUCACGUAAUCAGCAGAGGGUGUGGUGCAUUCUGGGUGUUGUAGUUGUCUGAGAAACUCAGUGGAGCUAAGUGUGGAAGGACAGGGAGUGCCUACAACACCAGACGUGACACUAUCAGUGCCCUGAUUCCACCACGCACGGAACUUCCCUUAGGGAAAGAAUGUCAAGUUUGGGCUUAUACAAGAAGCACUCGCUUGAUCAUUCUCUCCUUGCCAAAUUCAGCACUGCAGCAGCACUGACCUGUGCUUCACGGACAGGGUUCUGCACGAGGACUGCAAGAACUACAUCUCGUUCCUGAAGAACAUCUAGAAGGCGGCGUCAAAACAAGUCAGCAAGGAGACGACCAGGAAUAGAUUCGAUACACUCCAGGAGGGUGUUCUCUCUCCGAAGGAGGCCAUGACUGUGUUGGAUGCUGCAAAGAAAGACUUCCUGGCUGUCAUUGGGAAGCUGCAUGAGGGAGGCCAUCAGUUGACCCUGACAGAGAUGCAGCUGAUCCUCUAUUACCUAGAGGCCAUUGUGAUUCUGGAACAGGGCCAGCGGCCUGGAGUUGUUGAGCACAUGACUGUCACAGAAUGGAUCAGCCGAAGGAGAGAUGACACUCGUCCUGCUUUCGUUGCGGUAGCAGUAAAGGAGCACAAGACUGCUGCCACUCAGGUGGCCACCUUUGUUCUGAGCCAGGAACAGGAGAUGUGGUUCGAUCUCUACUUCACUGAGGUGCGCCCAGUCAUGCUGGGAAGGAAGAGGAAGCGCGUUGAUGAUGACGAUGAGUCAGAUGAGAGGUUCUUCAUCUCCUCCACUGGCAGAACCAUCCACAACGCCUCCAAUGACCUGGAGCGGCUGCACAAGAAGUAUCAGGUGCAGAAGGUGACCAGCCAGAUGGCCAGACGGGCGUAUGAGACAGCCAGGACAUGCCCGAUGCCGAAAAGUCCAAGGUGGCGGGCUACCUCACCCACUCGACGGCCACGGCAGAGAAGCACUACCGGAUGAGAGAGAUAAGCUCAGCGGUAGAUGCGUGCCUGAUCCUGAGGAGACUGCGGGGUGAUUCAGAUAGUGACCAGAGCGACCACACACCCACGGGUUCCGCGGCAUACUUGACCGACCAAGCUGCAUAUGACAAUUUGCUCCGGUCAUAUCCAGUGACGUUGGACGGGGUGCCACCCAAGCGGCCUAAGCGGGUAUCCCUGGCUGGGCAGGACGAACGCUACUGCUAUGAUCGCUGGCGUAGUGAACAGCUCGAGCUUCGGGUGCAGCAUGUUCUAGAGCACUUUGCCCGUAGACUGCCCUCUGAAUCCAGAGUCAAGGCCUGGAUUGAGAAGCAAGGGUGGUCUUCAAACAUUUCAGAUGCUGCAUCCAUCGUCCAGCAGUGGAAGCCAUCUGGGGGCAUUGACGAUGCGAUGAACAGUGCUGUGUUGCAGAAGUUUUGCAGGACGCAGAGGUGGAAGGGACUCUCAGUGGCAGAGAUAGAGGGGGAGGGUAGGGGAGUGGUAGUUACAAGGCCUUUUGCCUGGGGGGAAGUUGUGUGUGACUACCACGGUAAAGUGGUGUCUAGACAGGAGGGCUAAGUGACCCAUGCAGCAACAGCAGAGCAAGAGAGAGGGUACAUGUUCUUUUACAAUUCUGGACAGGUAGCCCGUUGUAUUGAUGCUCACGAGGAAGAGUGUCCGUGCCAUCCAGGAAUGUGGACAUUUGGCCGUCUAAUUAACCACUCCUCCAAGAAGGCAAAUUUGCGACCACGGUUGUAUAGUGUAGAUGGCAAAGACGUAAUCCUCUUUAUUGCCAUACGCAAUAUUAAAGUUCAAGAGGAGCUCCUGUUUGAUUACGGCGUCAACAGGAAGUCUUUUGCUGGGGAGGGGUUAGAUUUAGUAUGGCUGUAGUCCCUGCAGCAAAAAUCUGAACUGUAAAUUUAAAUAAAUAUGUAGAUAGAACUGUAAAUAUUAGGGUUAGUUAGAAUAAUGCUAUUGUCUUCCAAAUGAAGGCCCUCUGACUCUAAGAUCCCCAGCAGGCUUAAGUUCUUCACUGUGGACACUGCAAACAAAACAAAUAUAUUCAAAGCUCUGUAUCUUCAUAGAACAAUAUCAAAUUGCAGAACGUCAAUAGACCGUUUUGUAGAGCAUGUCAAGACCUAUCCAAGGACGUAAGGGUUUUGUCUGUAUCAUGUACACAGCCAGAAUUAUGGACCGGUAAACAUGGCUUUUCUAUAGCCGAAAAUAGUGCACCUCAGGCGGCCGCAUGACUGCUGUGACCCGCUGGACUGCUAAUACCUAGGGCCGAUUUUGAACACCCAUAACUCAAAGAAAACUAAAUCUAUCAACAUGGGAUUUUACCAGAGUACAGUCGAGGGCAUUCCCUGUCCAAUGAGGCUAAGCGUCCGGGUAUCACUUAUGUGGAGGGAGAGUAAUUUUUGUUUAAAAUGACCAAAAAAGUUAGAGAGGGUGGCAGACUUCCAGAAUAAAGGUAUCACUGUGACCGAUUUUGAACAGCAGUAACUCAAUGAAAACUGAACAUAUCCACAUGAAAUUCAAGAUACUUUUAGCGUGAGAAAUGCCCUUUCUAAAGAGCCCAUAAACAUCCAUGUGUAUAGCAGUCCCGCGGAGAACUGCACCCUCAAAUAUGGCGAGAUUCAAAACGUUCUAUCAUCGCGGGCAAAGGUCUAAUCGCAAAAUACAGAGCAGGUACUAGAGCAUGUCAAGGGCUAUCGAACGACAUGAGGGUUUUGUCUGUAUCUUGUACAGAGCCCGAGAUAUGGACCGGUAAACAUGGCUUUUCUGUAGCCGAAAAUAGUGCACUUCAGGUGGCCACAGUAUGCGACUUUUGCGCCACAUAUAAACAGAGCUAACGUGCCAAAAUGUUAACCAAUGUGUCUGAAACUUGGACUGAUUAUAGAAGCAUUCAAGUGCUUUCCAACAUCAUCCUGACUGCCUGUAACAGUUUGGUAGAAUCAGAGAUACAGAGCUGUAUAUAUAUUACCUGUCAUGUUACAUUUGAACAGCUGUAACUCUGUGAAAUCUUAAUAAAUUGUAUUAAUACCAA